AUGUCUUACCUCUACAGCCAUUGUGGUUGUCCGGUGACUUCACCACUCACACCUUCAUUGGCCACCACCUGUGGUGGAAGCGCCUAUGCACUUUUCAUGGGUGUCCUUGAAGUAUUCCUGCUCUCGCAAUGCGAUAUCGAGGAUCCCUGUGGUCGUGCCACGCCAAGAUUCCGUUCCGAGCCCGAUAGUACGUAUGAUUUUGUUGUGAUUGGUGGCGGUACUGCUGGUUCGGCUGUUGCUGCGCGGCUCUCCGAAGUACCGCAGUGGACAGUUUUGCUCGUCGAAGCAGGUGACGAUGAACCUAUUGGAACACAAGUACCAUCAGCUUACUUAAAUUUCUUUGGCAGUGGAAUUGACUACAACUAUACAACUCAACCGGAGAAGGUAGCAUGCCUCGGAUAUACGAACCAGCGGUGCUCUUGGCCGCGUGGCAAAGUAUUGGGUGGCACAUCGGUGGUGAAUGGCAUGACGUACAAUCGCGGUAAUCGUGAGGACUAUAACUAUUGGGCAUCUUUGGGUAAUGCCGGUUGGUCGUACGAGGAAAUAUUGCCGUACUUUAAGAAAUCCGAAAAUAAUUUGCAAAUUAAUCAGGUUGGUAGGGAUUUUCAUGCUACCGGUGGACCACUACCUGUUUCAUUUUUCCCCUACACUCCACCAUUGUCAUAUGCGAUAUUGGAGGCUGGAGCACAAAUGGGCUAUGGCAUACAUAAUUUGAAUGGUGACAAUGCCACCGGCUUCAUGCAAACACAGAUGGCCUCUCGCGAUGGCAUUCGCUUUAGUGCUGCACGCGCAUUCUUGCGUCCCGCACGAAACCGUAAUAACCUACACAUUCUACUUAAAACCACUGCUUCCAGAGUGCUCUUCGAACCGAAUAGUAAAACCGUUGCUGGCGUCGAAUUAAUCGAUAAGAAUAACCGUACUUUCACGGUAUCCGUAAGGAACGAGGUGGUCGUUAGCGCAGGCGCCUUGGACUCACCAAAAGUACUAUUGCUUAGCGGUAUUGGACCAGCUGACGAACUAGAACAAGUCAACGUGACUUCAGUACACAAUCUACCCGGUGUUGGUAAAAAUCUACACAAUCAUGUUUCCUAUUAUGUAAACUUCUUUGUUAACGAAACCGAUGCUAACCCUUUAAACUGGGCAACUGCAAUGGAAUAUCUGCUUUUCCGCAAUGGUAUGCUGUCUGGCACUGGUAUUGCUGAUAUUACUGCCAAAUUUAGCAGCAACCACGCCGAUCCAUCAAGAGGACCCGAUGUGCAACUCUUAUUCGGUGGCUACACAGCUAGUUGCUCCGCUACCGGUGCAAUUGGUGAGCUGCUAUCGAAUGGCUCGCGCUCCGUGAAUAUUAUUCCCGCCGUAUUGCAACCGAAAUCACGUGGUUCCGUUACACUUGCUUCCAAUGAUCCGCUUGCCGAUCCAAUUUUUGUCGCCAACUACUUAUCCGAGGAUCAUGAUGUCGUAACGCUUGUUGAUGCCAUUAAGUUUGUCAUACGUUUGUCGGAAAUGCCAGCGCUUCAAAAGUUCAACUUCACCCUGAAUAAGACCCCAGUAACACAAUGUGCAUCGAUCGACUACGGCACUGAUGAGUACUGGGAGUGCGCUAUACGCUAUCGCACCGGCCCCGAGAACCAUCACGGCGGCUCCUGUAAAAUGGGUCCAGAAAACGAUACAUUGGCUGUGGUAGACAAUGAGUUGCGCGUGUAUGGCGUGAAGGGUCUUCGUGUUAUGGACACAUCCAUUAUGCCUACCAUAACUUCG
Messenger RNA from Rhagoletis pomonella (apple maggot), 1758 nucleotides. RefSeq names its product glucose dehydrogenase [FAD, quinone]-like. Gene Ontology annotation, molecular function: oxidoreductase activity, acting on CH-OH group of donors; flavin adenine dinucleotide binding. The annotation marks the transcript as partial. The transcript has 5 exons. NCBI's taxonomy places the organism in Eukaryota, Metazoa, Arthropoda, Insecta, Diptera, Tephritidae. The record is from RefSeq and is a predicted model, not a curated record.